AUGCCAUCAAAGGAUAGUAGUGGUCACGCUUACACGAGUUUACCUCUUGAAGAUAUUUUUUCAACAUCUGAAGACGAAUUUAAUCGAUUACCCUCAACUCCUCCACCUCACUUUGAUGAAGGUACAUCAUUUGAAAAUAAUCCUACGAAUCAUAAUAUGACUUCAGAUGAGUUCUCUGAAAUUAAAAGAAAUAUAGAGGAGAUUAAUAACAUGCUUUCAUUGUUGAACACUAGAACAGGGGGAUUUGAUCCAGAACGAUUGUCUUCAAAAGCUGAACAAGAUAAACGUUGCGAGAGGACAUGUUUCAAAGUAUUCUUGUCGUUCGUGGUGGUAAUCAUUUGUAUUAUGCUUGUUGUUUGGUUCCUGGUAUAUCUAAGUAUUUGGUACGUCCGUUCUACUCACAAUAUAUCAUGA
Scheffersomyces coipomensis is the source of this 414-nucleotide messenger RNA. RefSeq lists its product as uncharacterized. The transcript has a single exon. Bases 1 to 414 code for a protein of 137 amino acids. The record is from RefSeq and is a predicted model, not a curated record. NCBI's taxonomy places the organism in Eukaryota, Fungi, Ascomycota, Pichiomycetes, Serinales, Debaryomycetaceae.